This is a messenger RNA of Symbiodinium sp. CCMP2592, 1284 nucleotides long. Lineage: Eukaryota; Dinophyceae; Suessiales; Symbiodiniaceae. The record is from the annotation of a GenBank genome assembly.
AUGCUCGAUGUUGACAUUCCUGCUAAGUACAAGCAGCAGGAGCUGGACCUCAGGAAGAAGUAUGCUGAGGAGCUCGCUGCAUGGAAGACGAGUGAGGCCUUCCAGGCAUUCGCCAUGGAGGUGGACGAGUGGUCAAAGACCGAGGAAGCUCAGAACACGAAGAAGCCUCGCAAGAGCUUCAAGACCUGGAAGUUGAAGAAGAUCCAGAGCAAGAGGGCAGCUGACAAGCUGGCUGACAGGGAGCGCAAGAAGGCAGAGAUGGCAGCUGCCAGGGAGAGGGCAAAGUUCGAGAAGGCUGCCGGCAAGAGGAAGGGCAAGGUGGCAAAGGCGGGCGCCCCUGCGGAGCCCGAGCCCCCUUUGGUGGAGAUCCCGCCGCCGCUGGAGAAGGAUCCCUUUUGGGACGAGUGCUUCUCUGGCGCAGAGGCCUUCCUGGAUUCCCUCGAUAUCGAUGUCAUCGUUGGCGACCGCAUCGCAUGGGCAGCGGCACAGAAGGGAGGUGCGGCUGGCAUGGACUUGCUGCGCAAGCUCCAGCGGCUUCCCUUCAAGGCCUCCAGCUUCUUCCGUCGCCGCAGCGCCGACUGUCCCGAGACACCGCUCCACCAUGCGCUGCUGCACAAGGACAUGGAGAUGAUACAGCUCUUCGCCAAGGAGAUGUGCCGGAGCAACAAUGCCACCUACAUCGUGCAGUCCAUCGUCAAUGGCGUCAUGCACUUCGACCUUGCCGUUGGAACUGAGAUUUGGUACUGGCCCCGUCAUGAUCCUGGGAGGGGAGGGCUGAUUCCUCGAACUGGUCCUUCGGAGCAGGACGCCCUCGUCCCGCACGGAAAGGAUACUGGAGUUGGGUUAAAGAGCGGCGAUGCCGUGUUUGUGCGGGAGUUGCGUGGAAUGUGGAUUCGAUCGGAUCGUGGCUGGUUCCCUUUGAUGGCCGGAAACAACGUGCAGUUCACGAAGGAAGACCCGCAGCUGACGCGCACGCGUCGCCGAUUCAUCGGCAGUUGUUUUGCUCCUGCAUCUCCCAAGACAAGCAGCCAACCCAGUGUUCGACUCCAAGAGCGUGUGCAGGGUGAGCCAAUUUGCAGGCCAAACCCUGGGCUCCGUGGCCAAGCGAACGUCCAUGUUCUGGAUUUGGUGAGGGUGCGGAGCCGCGAUGCCUUCGGCAAGCAGGUCUUCAGAGUCUUCCGUGAGAUCAAAGCAGAGCUCACGGCCAGCGAACCUGCAAGGUAUCAGCUUCUGCGGUUGCUGAAGCACCUGGACUCCGCCACGCAGCAUGGUCAUGUGCUCUGA